Lonchura striata (white-rumped munia) is the source of this 987-nucleotide messenger RNA. RefSeq names its product jumonji domain containing 8 (gene JMJD8). Gene Ontology annotation, cellular component: nucleus. The record is from RefSeq and is a predicted model, not a curated record. NCBI's taxonomy places the organism in Eukaryota, Metazoa, Chordata, Aves, Passeriformes, Estrildidae. Gene Ontology annotation, molecular function: cis-regulatory region sequence-specific DNA binding.
GUUGUAGUUCCCGCUGUCUUCGUGCCGGCCCCCAUGGCGGCGGCGCGGCUGCUGCCGCUGCUGCUGCUGCCGCUGGGCUGGGUCCGGCCCGGCGCCUGCACCGACCCUCCGGGCGGCGGCUGGCUGGCGGGCACGGUGCCGGAGGAGCCACGCUGCACCGUGGAGCGAGCGGAUGCCUCCCUCACCUACCCCCUCUUCCUGCAGCGGUUCGCCUUCUCCCGGCCACUGAUCCUCAGUGGGGUCACGGACAAUUCGGCCUUCCGAGCCCUCUGCACCCGGGAGAAGCUGCUGGCCGCCUUCGGGCCCUUCCCGGUGCGGCUCAGCACGGCCAACACCUACUCGUACCGCAAAGUGGAUGUGCCGUUCCAGGAGUACGUGCAGCACUUGCUGGAGCCGCAGGACCCGGCCCGCCUGGGCAGUGACACCCUCUACUUCUUCGGGGACAACAACUUCACCGAGUGGGGCCCCCUCUUCCAGCACUAUGUGCCCCCUCCCUUCCGCAUCCCAGGCACCAGCCCCGCCUACAGCUUUGGGAUCGCAGGCUCCGGCUCUGGCGUUCCCUUCCACUGGCACGGCCCUGGUUUCUCCGAGGUGAUUUUCGGCAGGAAGCGCUGGUUUCUGUACCCGCCGGACCAAGCCCCGCACUUCCACCCCAACGAGACGACGCUGGCCUGGCUCCAGCACAUCUACCCCACGCUGCCGCCCGCCCAGCGCCCGCUGGAGUGCACCCUGCGCCCCGGGGAGGUCCUGUACUUCCCUGACCGCUGGUGGCACGCCACGCUCAACCUGGACACCAGCGUCUUCAUCUCCACCUUCCUGGGCUAGGGCUGGCAGGGACAAGGACAUGGCGCCACCAUCCCAGCCAGGCCAGGAGCUCCAGCUCCUGCCACCCUCAGGGAAAGGCCACUGCUGUUGGGACCAACUGCCUGGGAAAGUUCUGGUGUUUACUGGUCUUUACCCUUGGAUUAAAGCUGUUCUACUGAAGCA